Molecule: messenger RNA, 2832 nt
Organism: Thelazia callipaeda (thelaziosis nematode)
Lineage: Eukaryota; Metazoa; Nematoda; Chromadorea; Rhabditida; Thelaziidae
Source: the annotation of a GenBank genome assembly
CUUGUUAAACUUGCGCGUCGAUAUGGUUAUUCAUACACGGAAAAAAUGCACGUGUUUUUGUGUAUAUUUUUCCUCUUGUUGCUAAUCAAUUCUGCAACAUGUUUUUCGAUCAAUCAAACUUUUGACCGUUUUGAACGAGCAGUUGGUCAUGAUGAAGCAAAUAAAAUCCUAAAAUUGGUAGUGAUGUGUUUUCAGAUAUAUUACAAUCAUAUCAAAUGUGCUCAAACAGAUUGGGCUUGUCGUGAGGAAUGUCGUUUGGAGUUUGCUGAUCGCAUAACCGGUUUAUGCAUUCGGCCGUCGCCCACGCAAACUUGUUUUGGAAUACCAAUUCGCUAUAAUUUCACUUUUGAAUCGCCAAAUAUAUUAACAGAACUACCAAAAUAUGAAGUUCUUAGUAAAUUCCCGAGGUGUUGGUCGGAACUCGGACCUUUACUUUGUGCAGUUGCAUAUAGACCAUGCUCGAAUCGAACAUAUUUUGAAGUAUCUAUGGACAAGGCAGGAAAAAUGGAAUUAUGGCAGGUAUUUCGAAAAGAUAUGUGCCAUCGAGCUGUUAAAAGCUGCAGUUUUUUAUUUGAUAGCUCUUUGUGGCCUGAUUUUGUCAACUGCUCAGACACCAUUGAGAAGAAAGACGGAAGACGAAUUUUUUCUAAUGGAUCAUGUCGGAUGAAUUAUGACAAGGAGCCUUCGGAAAUGGAAUCAAAACAGUGCUUGUGGCCUUUAGUUAAUGGAGUAAAGCAUAAGAAACCAAUGUCUCAACCUCUUAUUGAUGACUGCUACAUGUCAUGCAGAUCACCUUUGAUCAGUUCAAAAUGGCUAUACGAUGGUUUCAAGUCAUCAGUUUUUUUCUUUUCUGUAACUAUCGCUUCGGCUAGUUUACUUUGUACGCUUUAUCUAUUCACCUUUUCUUUUCUUUACAACCAUGAUCUCUCCACUUACUCAUUAACUCAUGCGUUACUAAGUGCAUCAGUACAUUGGUUCAUGUGGUCAACAAGUUACUUUGAAGAACUUGCACAGCGUGCAGUGUGUUUUUAUUGGCUGAGACGUGAUGCAAUGAUUUUGAGGAGUUUCUUAGAUUGGUGCAAUAUUCAGUUUUGGAUUCUGCGUGCUAGCAUGCUAGCUGGAUAUUUUUGGCUUUUAACUGCAUUUGUUAUUCAUUUUGGUCAUCCUAAAUUAAACUGCAGUCAGGCUGGAAAGUGGCAAAAGAAAAAUCUUGAUUUGCGCAGUUUCUCUCUUCUUAAUUAUUUCUUGGCUAGUUUUAUAGCAACAAUAGGACUAUGGAUCAAUUCUGUAGAAACGGAUGGUGCUACUGGCAUUUGUUAUUUAGGACUUCAGACUGUUGGCAGUGCUACACAAUUAUACAUACCUUUUUUGUUCGCAUUUAUAAUAUUUUCAUUGUUGAUUGCUUAUAUGCGCUACUGGAAUAAAGGCCAUUUGACAAGUGAGAUUUUGGAUGAUUUUAAAAGAAAAGAUCAAGUAGGUCUCAUGGAAAAACAAGUUGUUGGUAAAAGCAUAUCCAUGAAUAGUGACUUUGACAGGAAUGGCUAUUUUCGGAUGACAAAAUCAUGGAGAAACCUUCUUUUCGGCGUUACAGUUGGAUCUCAGUUCUUCGCAGCUUUGGUUCUUUUUUACAGCUUUUCUAUCAGUACAGUGUCAGAGCGAGAUACUGUUUUGAAUUCAGUCAGAUGUUCUCUGAGAAAGACAAUAAUUGAAGGACAAACAGAGUGGUUACGUGGAUUGGUACGAGAUAAUACGAUGGAUGUUUUUUCAAGACGAGAAUCUCUCGGUAACAGUUUUUUUCUUAAUUUUUGCAGCUUUCUCAGUGCUGUUGGUUGUGAUUUGCCUACAGAUAUGGAUGAUCGUUUAUUUUAUACAUUUUUGGUGCAUCUUUUUUUCCCUUCCUUACCGUACCUAACGAUUGUUGUUUACGUUCUAAGUGGAUUCUGUGGAUAUGGACUUACUGAUGUUGAGAAAGUGCGCGAUAAAAUUAAUCCAUUUGUUCUGGUGAAGUACUGUGAUUUUGCAUCAGCAUCGCAAAAAGAACCGAGUGAUAUUAAGCAAAUUCCGGAUACGUUCAAUUCUGUCCAGACUGGUCAGUUAAGCGAAGCUUCACCAAACUGCGAACCUAAUGAUCCUUUAAAAAGUAGCGAAGAACAAGAAUCUGUAGACAAGUUUCCUUCAGAUGUGGAGAGCAGAAGAUUGGAUGUGUUGCAAAAAAGUAGAGAGAGAAGACAGAGGCAGCUAAAUCACGGCCCUUUAUUUUCAGCAGCAGUAAAUUCGUCUAUCUCGCCAACGGUACUAUCUGCUUAUCAAAAUGGACUUAUCGAAGGUCGCUGGCGUGAACGUUGUGUAACUUAUGAAAAACACAUCAAGGCACUUUCGGCUAACCUAAGGGUUGCAGAUCAUGAAAUACGUCGUUUAGCUGGUUUAGAUGUGUGGAAAGGUGAACAGAAACUUCUCUCAUCGAGUGGAAAUAAUAUUAGUUCAGACGGGAUCGAAAAUCACUGUAGAUUAACUUCCAGUACUCAGUUUGAGUCGUGUCAUGACAAUUUCAGUGUUAAUCAAAAACAUAAUGUUUCACGAGAUUUUGCUGGAGGAGGAGACCAUGAUAGUGAAGCAGAGACAUCCUUGAAAUGUCAGACAUUUUUUGGUGGGUCUAGCACUCGGAAAGCACUUGAUGAAAUUGCGGAGGGUAAUGAAGAUCAUGAUAGUUCUAAAGAUAGUGAUAGUUUUGAUUCUGAUGAAGAAGAUUCGGAAGAAGAAAGGAUAUAUAACGAAAAGGUAACAUUUUGUGGUAUAAUUAGUGAAAAAUAUUUUGUGCUUUUAGUCGCUUGA